Messenger RNA from Pungitius pungitius (ninespine stickleback), 1279 nucleotides. It is a transcript of the gene tmem167a, whose product is annotated as transmembrane protein 167A. Gene Ontology annotation, biological process: protein secretion; intracellular transport. Bases 124 to 342 code for a protein of 72 amino acids. The transcript has 4 exons. NCBI's taxonomy places the organism in Eukaryota, Metazoa, Chordata, Actinopteri, Perciformes, Gasterosteidae. The record is from RefSeq and is a predicted model, not a curated record.
UUCGACUGCUGCUGUAUCAGCCAAUCAGAGAUGCAGUACGUCAUUACGUCACGUAACCUCUACGGUCACGUUACGUACGUCAAGCCAGCAGGAAGUGUGAUGUGGUUUUGACUCAGAACAAAAAUGUCUGCUAUUUUCAACUUCCAGUCACUGUUAACAGUGAUUCUUCUCCUGAUCUGUACCUGUGCUUACAUCAGAGCGCUAGCACCCAGCCUGCUGGACAAGAACAAGACAGGGAUUCUAGGAAUUUUCUGGAAGUGUGCCAGAAUAGGUGAGCGGAAGAGUCCCUGGGUGGCUUGCUGCUGUGUCGUCAUGGCUUUUAGUAUACUGUUCCUACAGUAGCAGACCGAAGAAAAACGCGAAUGGGAAAUGAACAUAAAACAUGGCAUGGACAUGACCGUCCUAGAGGCACAACAGGACCUCCAGUCAUUUAGAUAUGAUAAGAUGUAAAAAUGGAGACCUGUCACCACUCACCGUAGCAACGGGGAGAGAGAAAACAUUUUUGUGGGGGUGGGAAUGCGCUGAUAGCCCCAAAGUGUGUCUCGAUCCCUCCGGGGCACUUCCAGGUCUAUCUUUGUGUUUGUGUUUUUGUGGAAUGUUCACUCCGGAUGUGUGUGUGUGGACGGAUGGGGAUGAGGGGGGGGGGGGGAAGGAAAUGCUUUCUGUCAUCUGCCAUUUAAGAGUCAAGAGACAGAAGUCAUAUUCUUGGUCUGAUCAAAUUAAUAAGUUGUCCAAACAUUUCAAGCUGUUUUUCUUCCUGCAUGUUUAUCGACCAGUUUGAAUUUUUGAAACAGAGCUGCAAUGAAGUGUGACUCAAAAUAAUCCACGCCCUCUCUGUAUUGUUUGUAGAGAGAAUGAUGUUCCACAGCAAAUUAAAUGGUAGAAUAGCUCUGCAGAUGGCUAAUUGUCGUGCAUAUUUGCCUCAGAGAGCUGCUGAUGUUUUUAUGUCAGUUUUCUGCUAUUUAUUAAAAGAGCCUUUUUGGAAAUUGGGGUUUUUCAUUUCUUGCCAUUCACACCUGUUGAUGUAUGUUGUGCUAAUACCACACAGUAUGUUGACGUGUGAUUAAUGACUACAGUUAUGCAUAAGUACAUGUUGAAUAGAGAUUAUAUUUUUUCUAGUUGAGGACCACUUUGCACGUGCAAUGAAUGACUGCAGCUGUGGAGAAAUAAAAGUAACUAUUGCUGCUUGGGGUCACAUCUGAUGUUCUCAUGCUGCCGUGAGAUCAACAGUGAAGGGUUUUGUGAUAACCUCUAUGACAACCUUAGUCACCACUCAUCU